This is a messenger RNA of Epithele typhae, 507 nucleotides long. Its product is annotated as SRA-YDG. The record is from RefSeq and is a predicted model, not a curated record. The annotation marks the transcript as partial. Gene Ontology annotation, biological process: negative regulation of gene expression via chromosomal CpG island methylation; protein ubiquitination. The transcript has 5 exons. Gene Ontology annotation, molecular function: ubiquitin protein ligase activity. NCBI's taxonomy places the organism in Eukaryota, Fungi, Basidiomycota, Agaricomycetes, Polyporales, Epitheliaceae.
CCUCUCGACCUUCAUCAACCGGUGCGUCCGACCGCGUCCGACCGGCGAGCGCUGCUGACCGGGGCUCGCGACCGUCGCAGGAAAUGCGUGAACUGGGCGGGCGUGCACAUGCCGAUCAUGGCUGGGAUAUCGGGCAAGAAGGAGGGCGGGUGCAAGAGCCUCGUCAUGUCUGGCGGAUACGAGGACGACCGGGACUCGGGCGAUCUCUUCACGUACACGGGCGCGGGGGGACGCGUCGGGCAAAACGGGGAUAACCUCCGCGAUGGGCCCCAGAACUGCGACCAGACUUGGGCCAACACGGGGAACGCGUCGUUGAAGGUAUCGGCGCACACCAAGCGGCCCGUGCGCGUCGUGCGCGGGUUCCAGUCCAACUCCAAGUACGCGCCCGCCGAAGGCUACCGUUACGACGGGCUCUACAUCGUCGUCAAGGCUUGGAUGGAGCCAGGGCGGAGUGGCUUUCAGGUGUGCCGAUUUAGGCUCGAGGUGCGCGUUUCCUCCCCCUCCCCC